AUGUCGCUUUCUUGGGGAGGCAAUCCCAGAAUUCUGUACCCCGCCCUCACCGCAGACUGCAUCCGGCUCUCCAAUACGCACUGCUAUACCACCUCCAAAACUCUUACGCAUCCCUUCCCCACCGCACCCUGCAUCCCCCCACCUGACCGCAAGUGCCCAGCGUGCGGUGCAGGAGCCGGUGGGAAAGAACGGGUGCCGGACCGGGUCAACCAGAAUCAGCCAAGCGCACGCGCCUAUCUCCCCGUUCCUGCUCCUGACUCCUCCGAGUCCCCAGCCUCCUACGCGGCGACAGUGAGACCCUGCACGGAGCUGGAGCAACCUGUUCAGCAGGAGGCAGCUGCCGGACCCCCAACUUCCCGCACGGAGAGCGUCUCCAGAUCCCGAGAAGGCACCUUUGCAGUGGGGGUACAUCCCCCCCAACUCGCCACUGCCUUCGGGGUGCAGUGCCGACCCAAGAGCAUGGAGAACCACACCGAGCACUCUGAGCGCGCGGUCGCGUCGGGCCUGGGCACCAUGCCCGGGCCUCCGCUAGCUGUACAAGCGGUGACGUUGACCCUGGUGCCCCUCGUGUGCGCCGUGGGUGUGGCGGGCAACGCUACGGUGGUCCUGGUGGUGCUCCGGAGCCGCCACAUGGUCACACCCACCAACUGUUACUUGGUGAACCUGGCCGCCGCGGACCUGCUGGUGCUCCUGGUGGCGGGAGUGCCCACCAUAGCCGAGGCGGCGUCCCCCCGGGCUUGGGUCUUCGGCCACGCAGGCUGCCUGGGCAUCACCUAUCUGCAGUACGUGGGCAUCAACGCGUCCACAGGCUCCAUCACCGCGUUCACCGUGGAGGGCUACCUCGCCAUCUGCCACCCGCUGCGCGCCCAAACUCUGUGCCCGGUGGCGCGGGCCAAGCGCAUCGCGGCAUCGGUGUGGCUGGGCCCCAGCGCCUACUGCGUGCUCUGGCUCUUCCUGGUGGACACACGCGAGACCGCCUACGCCGACGGCAUGCAGGUGCAGUGCGGCUACCGCGUGUCGCGCUCUCUCUACCCGCCCAUCUACUUCCUGGGCUUCGCGCUCUUCUAUGCGCUGCCCCUGGGCCUGGCCACCCCGUUCUACGUGCUCAUAGCGCGCGUCCUCUUUGUGGGGCCGCUGCCUCCUGGCGACCGGGGUCACUCGGGCUCUGCGCACCAGGGCCCCCCGGCUGGCCAGCGGCGCUUCUCCCCCAGGGGCAAGAGAGGCGCCCUCAACUCCUGGAAGCAGGUCACCAAGAUGCUGACGGGGGUGGUGCUGGUUUUUGCUCUGCUGUGGUUGCCCUACCACCCCCUGGUGGUGGUAAAUUCCUUCCUGAGCCCGCCCUACCUCAACCGUGGCUUCUUUCUCUUCUGCCGCCUUUGCGUCUACCUGAACAGCGCAGUCAACCCCAUCAUCUAUGCCCUUACCUCUCAGCGCUUCCGGGAGGCCUUCCAUGGACUAUCUCAGUGCCUGGCGGGCCCGGCCCAGCUCCCGCCCCAGGAGGCCACCCCUGUGGACUACAGUGUCAUCAAAGACUGUUCCCAGAUCAGACUGGGCUCUUAG
Molecule: messenger RNA, 1560 nt
Organism: Odobenus rosmarus divergens (Pacific walrus)
Lineage: Eukaryota; Metazoa; Chordata; Mammalia; Carnivora; Odobenidae
Product: thyrotropin-releasing hormone receptor-like
Exons: 4
Coding region: 1-1560 (519 amino acids)
Biological process (GO): phospholipase C-activating G protein-coupled receptor signaling pathway
Cellular component (GO): membrane
Molecular function (GO): thyrotropin-releasing hormone receptor activity
Source: RefSeq, a predicted model, not a curated record